Molecule: messenger RNA, 3618 nt
Organism: Micropterus salmoides (largemouth bass)
Lineage: Eukaryota; Metazoa; Chordata; Actinopteri; Centrarchiformes; Centrarchidae
Product: NLR family CARD domain-containing protein 3-like
Exons: 9
Coding region: 72-2933 (953 amino acids)
Molecular function (GO): protein binding
Source: RefSeq, a predicted model, not a curated record
CUUCAUUUUGAGUCGACAGAGCAGAAGGAGGAAAACUGAAGGCUGAGGCAGGAACGACUGAAGUCCAGAAGAUGAGAGUUUGUGUGGAGGAAGAGGAGGACAGAGCAGAGUCUCCAGUAUCCAGUUGUCUGUCUAUGAAGAGUGACCGGUCAAAAAACUUUCCUCCAAAGUUCAGUAAUGAACCUGGACCCUUAGACACAAAAGAGAAGAAGAGGAGUCAUGUUUCUGUGGAGGAGCAGCCGUCCUGCUGUGCUUUGUGUCAGGACGUCCUGAAGGAUCCAGUCUCUACCAGCUGUGGACACUGGUUCUGCACACAGUGCAUCACCUCAUACUGGGACCAGUCUGCUUCACCAGAAAACUCUUCCUGUCCCCGGUGUGGAGAAAGAUCCAGAACAAGAGCUGGACUGCAGACAGCCAGUCAGAGCAGCUCUGUACAAAUGAGUGCUGGUCUGCAGGAGGUUUUAGAAGAACAUAAGAUAAGUCAGAGGAGAAGAUGUGAAUGUGUGACUGAAGGAAGUGAUGAAACAGGAAGUGGAACCCUCCUCAACAGGAUCUACACUGAGCUCUACAUCACAGAGGGACAGAGUGAAGAGGUUAAUACCCAACACGAGGUGAGGCAGCUUGAGACAGCUUCCAAGAAGAAGACACUCCAUGAAACUCCAAUCAAGUGCCACAACAUCUUUAAAGCCUUACCUGGCCAACAGAGACACAUCAGAGUGGUUCUGACCAACGGCGUCGCUGGCGUCGGAAAAACCUUCUCGGUGCAGAAGUUCACUCUGGACUGGGCAGAGGGCUCGGAAAACCAAGAUGUCAGUCUGCUGGUUCUGCUCUCCUUCAGGGAGCUGAACUUGAUCAAAGAUGAGCAGUACAGUCUUCUCACGCUGCUCCAUGUUUUCCAUCCAACAUUACAGAAGGUCACAGCAGAGAAGCUCGCUGUCUGGAAACUGUUGUUCAUCUUUGACGGCCUGGAUGAAAGCAGACUUUCAUUGGAUUUUCACAACAAUGAGGUUGUGUCUGAUGUCACACAGAAGUCAUCAGUCAACGUGCUGUUGACAAACCUCAUCAAGGGAAAUCUGCUUCCCUCGGCUCUCGUCUGGAUAACUUCCAGACCUGCAGCAGCCAAUCAGAUCCCUCCUUCAUGUGUUGACAGGGUAACAGAAGUACGAGGCUUCACUGAUGUUCAGAAGGAGGAGUACUUCAGGAGGAGAGUCAGUGAUGAAGAGCUGUCCAGCAGAAUGAUCUCACACAUCAAGACAUCCAGGAGCCUCCACAUCAUGUGUCUAAUCCCAGUCUUCUGCUGGAUCACUGCUACAGUUCUGGAGCACAUGUUGACUACAGACCAGAGAGGAGAGCUGCCCAAGACCCUGACUGACCUGUACUCACACUUCCUGCUGGUUCAGACAAAGAGGAAGAAGCAGAAGUAUGAUGAGGGACAUGAGACGAGUCCACAGGAGCUGAUGGAGGCUGACAGGAAAGUUCUUCUGAAGCUGGGGAGGCUGGCGUUUGAACAACUGGAGAAAGGAAACAUCAUGUUCUACCAAGAAGACCUGGAGCAGUGUGGUCUUGAUGUCGCAGAGGCUUCGGUGUACUCAGGAAUUUGUACAGAGAUCUUCAAAAGAGAGAGUGUGAUCUUCCAGAAAACAGUCUACUGCUUUGUUCAUCUGAGCAUUCAGGAGUUUCUGGCUGCAGUCUACAUGUUCCACUGUUACACCAGCAGCAACACAGAGGUACUGGAGGACUUCCUGGAAAAGCAACAUGUUGAUUCAACCUUGGAUGUCUUCCUGAUGGGAGCAAUGAUGAAAUCCCUUGAAAGUAACAAUGGCCACCUGGACCUGUUUGUUCGCUUCCUUCAUGGCCUCUCUCUAGAGUCAAACCAGAGACUCUUAGGAGGCCUGCUGGGUCGGACAGAUAGCAGCACAAAAAUCAUCCAGAGAGCCAUCAACAACCUGAAAAAGAUGAACACAAAAACCUCUCCUGACAGAAGCAUCAACAUCUUCCACUGUCUGAUGGAGAUGAACGACCACUCAGUACAUCAGGAUAUCCAAGAGUUCCUGAAGUCGGGGAACAGAUCAGAGACGAAACUGUCUGUGGUCCACUGCUCAGCUCUGGCCUACAUGCUGCAGAUGUCAGAGGAGGUUCUGGAUGAGUUGGACCUGGAGAAGUACAACACAUCAGUGGAGGGACGACAGAGACUGAUUCCAGCUGUGAGGAACUGCAGAAAGGCUCAACUUUCUGCCUGUGGAAUCACAGAGAGUCUCUGUGAAGUCGUGGCCUCAGCUCUGAAGUCCAACCCAUCACAUCUGAGAGAGCUGGACCUGAGCUUCAACAACCUGAAGGAUUCAGGGGUGAAGCUGCUGGCUAUUGGACUGGAGAGUCCUAACUGUAGACUGGAGACUCUGAGGUUGAGGCGCUGCAGUUUGUCAGAGAUCAGCUGUGCUUCUCUGGCCUCAGCCCUGAAGUCAAACCCCUCCCAUCUGAGAGAGCUGAAACUGGGUAACAACAAGCUGCAGGAUUCAGGAGUGAAGCUACUCUGUUGUUUUCUGGAGAGUCCACACUGUAGACUGGAGACUUUGGGAUUGUGGCGCUGCAGUUUGUCAGAGAUCAGCUGUGCUUCUCUGGCCUCAGCUCUGAAGUCCAACCCCUCCCAUCUGAGAGAGCUAUGGCUAGGUGGAAACAAGCUGCAGGAUUCAGGAGUGAAGCUGCUGUGUGAUUUUCUGGAGAGUCCACACUGUAGACUGGAGACUCUGAGAUUGUGGAACUGCAGUUUGUCAGAGAUCAGCUGUGCUUCUCUGGCCUCAGCUCUGAAAUCCAGCCCCUCCCAUCUGAGAGAGCUGGAGCUGGGUGACAACAAGCUGCAGGAUUCAGGAGUGAAGCUGCUCUCUGAUCUUGUGGAGAGUCCAUACUGUAGACUGGAGACUCUGAGCUGGAAGUGAUCUCUGUCACUGUGAGUGAUGAGAAAGGUGGUGGUGUUGAGAGAGGAUCAGCUGUUUCCUGAUGAUCCAGAGAGGUUGAAGCAGCAACAUCAGCUUGUGUGUAGAGAGUCUCUAACUGAGUGAUGUUACUGGGAGAUAGAGUGGAGAGGAGAGCUUCAUCCAGCAGUGACUGACAGAGGAAUCACAACGGUGCUGCUGUUCUGUCUCUGCAAACACACUGAAACUCCUACACUCCUUCUGCUCCACACUCAGCCACCUCCUCCACUUGGACCUGGACUUUAUUACAUUCAGAUGUUCUGGACCCAAAGUGCCUCUGCUGAUUAGUUCUGUUUAUCACAACAUAACUGCAGAUUAACACAUUUUAUUUGAUUUUUCAGUUUUGUCUCCACCAUGUGGGACAUCGGAGUGUUGCAGUUUAUUUCCACCUAUUACUAAACAGAGGAAGUUGAUAAGUUACCUCGCUGAAGUGCAGUUUAUUACCACCAAUACCAGUCUUUUCUCAUAUAUAACAGAUUUGCUUGUAACAAACAUAAGGAAGAUGAUAAAACCUCAACAAAGUCUGGAUUCAAUACAAAAAACUUCAGUUCCUAUUUUUCACUUGUGUAGCUUUAUGUUCUACUUGAGGGGAAACAACAUGCUAAGUAAUAAUAAUCACGAGAUAAUGAUCAACAACUUGAUAAAGACU